UUGUCUUGUAUCAGAAAUUGUUAUUUAUAAUACAUUCUAUACACAGAAUUCAUUAGCAUUUCAAUAAUGAUAGAAAAAUAUGGAAAUUAUUCUCGAUCAUCAUGUUUGUUAUUUAAUUAUUCAUUAAGAAAAUUUUCCACAAAUUUUAAACAAUUUCGUUUAUUUAUGAAUCGUUGGAUUUCUAUUGGACAAAUAUUUCAUGCAUUAUUGAACUUGUGUUUCUUUAUAUUUAUAUUUGAUAAAUUAAUCAAUAUCAAUCGUCCAUUAUGGCAGCUAAUAAUCUCUAUAUUGAUGAUACAAUUAUUGCCAAUUUCAAUGAAUUUUACAGCAAUUUUUGCAUAUAGUCCAUUCUUUAUUGGAUCAUAUACAAUGAUGUUGGGCAUGAAAACUGUACGACAAAUUCGUAUGGAUAUACGAAAAAUAUUGACAUUAUAUGAAUGGAUUACAAAUAAACGAAAAAAAUUAAAUAUCAAUGAUCGAAUGAAUAUACGAUUAAUUGAAUAUAACAUAAAUCGUUUAUUAAAGCUAUAUACACGUUUAAUAAUAUUUAGUGAAGAAAUACAACUUUAUAUGUCAAGAUUAAUAUUAUGGAUAUUGAUUAUCGGUACUGUUGGAACACAGCUAGUUUUAUAUCUGUUGAAACAGAUACAAAAUGAUCAAAUUUUCUUAAUAUUUUUUCUAUAUUAUACAUUGGUAUGUUAUUUUAAUUUUAUCAUCGCAUUAACAUAUUUCAUAUCGAAAUUCAAUUCAAAAUUGAAUGCAAUACGUUUUGAUUUACAACGAAUGAUCAUAGUGAUUGAUAAACAAUCAUGUAGAAGAUUUAAAUUUCUAAUCAUGAAUUAUUAUGAACGUAUGGUGAAUAUCAAACCAUGGGGCAUUAAAAUCGGUACAAUUACCGUAUUGACUAAAGGAAUAUUCUGUAAGCUAAUGUUAUUCUAUGCACGUUUUACAAUGUUAUCAUCGAAAUUGUCUGGUUAACCACAACAAUCAAAAUUAAAAUCAAAACCAAAACACAUCGUCGAGUGGAAAACAAAAUUUUAACGAAUAAAACUUGCUGUUACGUUGUUA
Molecule: messenger RNA, 1068 nt
Organism: Dermatophagoides farinae (American house dust mite)
Lineage: Eukaryota; Metazoa; Arthropoda; Arachnida; Sarcoptiformes; Pyroglyphidae
Source: RefSeq, a predicted model, not a curated record